This is a messenger RNA of Exophiala oligosperma, 2160 nucleotides long. RefSeq lists its product as hypothetical. The transcript is spliced from 4 exons. Lineage: Eukaryota; Fungi; Ascomycota; Eurotiomycetes; Chaetothyriales; Herpotrichiellaceae. The record is from RefSeq and is a predicted model, not a curated record. The coding region runs from base 531 to 1994 and encodes 487 amino acids. Gene Ontology annotation, biological process: GPI anchor biosynthetic process. Gene Ontology annotation, cellular component: endoplasmic reticulum.
GUUCCAACUGCGUUCGAGCUACUACCGUAGAUUGUAUGGUGGUAGGAUGUCUUGCACAAAAUGACCAUCGCCUCAUUUUUCAAGGAGCUUUACUCUCUCGACAUACUUGACACCCGCUUCACCACUUCCUCCUCGACCUCCUUGAAACAUGUGAACGGGAAUGCCUCGAACAAGGCGACAGUUGAAAAAGAUGGAAAACCCAGCACACCUACAGACAUCUCUCCCUCAAAAUGGCGGACACCAGAGUUCUACUUUUAUGCCCUGGUGUUUCUGUUCUGCGUGCCGCAGAUGUACUGGGCUGUAGUGGAGGUUUCCCAGCGUAAGACACAAUCCACAGGCUUCAUGUCGGCACACAUCUCGAAGGAGAAUCUGACGGCGGUGGUAUAGCUGAGUCCCCCAACUACUCAAAAUACGAACAUUUGCUCUCACAGGGUUGGCUGUUUGGUAGGAAAGUGGACAAUUCAGAUGGCCAAUAUGCCAGCUUCCGGGACAACAUACCAUACCUUGCCGUUCUUGUUGUUGUCCAUCCGAUGCUACGGCGGAUAUAUGAGUGGAUUUCAACUCCGUCGACCCUGACCGGCAGUAACGACGCAAAGCAAAUCACUAGCACUCACAUUGCUGAACAGCGGCUCCGACGACGCACUUCGUUCGAUUUCUGGGCGGCCUUGAUCUAUAUAUCUGCUCUCAACGGGACGUCUAUGCUCAAGAUCCUCCUGAUCCUCCUCGUCAACUACAAAAUCGCAACGGCUCUUCCUCGGAACGCUGUUCCAGUAACGACUUGGGUGUUCAACAUUACGAUCCUCUUCGCAAACGAGCUCACGCAAGGCUAUCGUUACACUAGCGUAGGCAAUGCUCUAGCCCAUUUUGUCCCUUCUGCCGUCGAAUGGGGAAAGACACUCGACUCAUAUGGUGGACUCAACCCGCGAUGGGAGGUUCUUUUCAAAAUCACGAUCCUGAGAAUGAUCUCGUUCAACUUUGACUAUUACUGGUCCUUGGACAGGUCUCGGGCUGGGAGUCCCAUCGAGAAGAAACAACUUGACCCCGCAGCGUUGUCUGAGCGAGACCGUGUCGCCAUGCCCGCUCCGGCGUGGACAUUCGCGUCAUUCCGCAUCUACAUCGCUUACAUCCUAUAUCCACCACUAUACCUCGCUGGACCUAUUCUGACUUUCAACGACUAUAUCUCCCAAUCCUCGUACCAAGCACCGUCGAUCACGACCAGGCGCACAACACUCUACGGCAUACGCUUCCUGCUCACCCUGUUCUGCAUGGAGUUUCUCCUGCACACGGCGUAUGUGGUGGCAAUCUCUCAAGUCAAACCUGACUGGUCUACGUACACGCCAUUCCAGCUUGCCAUGCUAGCGUAUUUCAACCUGCACAUCAUCUGGUUGAAGCUGAUGAUCCCAUGGCGCUUUUUCAGACUCUGGGCAUUGAUUGACGGCAUAGACCCGCCGGAGAACAUGGUCCGGUGCAUGAGCGACAACUACUCUGCCUUUGGGUUCUGGCGAUCGUGGCACCGAAGUUUCAACAGAUGGACGGUCCGCUACGUCUACAUCCCACUCGGCGGUGGUCCUGGUGGAGGGUCUGGAGUGGUCCGAGGCUUGCUCAAUAUGCUCGCCGUCUUUACGUUCGUGGCGCUAUGGCACGAUAUCAAUCUACGGCUGCUGAUGUGGGGAUGGCUCGUCACGUUGUUCGUCCUGCCAGAAGUUCUGGGGAGCAUGGCGUUUCCCAAAUCCAAGUGGAAGAACAGGCCGACCGCCUACCGGAUCAUUUGCGGAAUAGGCGCCGUCGCCAAUAUCCUCCUCAUGAUGGCGGCGAAUCUCGUAGGGUUUGCCGUCGGGUUGGAUGGGCUGAUGGGUCUCGUCCACGGCAUCAUUGGGAGUUGGCAGGGUGCGAUGUUCAUGCUUGGUGCUUGCGGAGCGCUCUUCGUCGGUGUUCAAGUCAUGUUUGAACAUCGGGAAGAGGAAAAGAGAAAUGGCAUUCGUCUCAAGUAUUGAUUACGACGAAGUGGGUGCUGUUUUUGUUCUUGUGUGGGAUACGGAUGUACAAUACCUCUCACCAAGUAUGUUGGAUUAUAGUCAGUUGUUGGACAUUGUAAGGAUAGAAAUGUACCCGGAUAUGACAAACGUGUAUCGUUCACGUGAUGUCUCGGUCGAGAGAAGG